AUGCCUCCGCCGCACUACCGCUCGGAGCAGGCGCUUCCCUGGUACUGCAAGAGCUGCUGCGGGCCCUCGGGGAGAUCGUGGUGGAAUCAUGCAGAGGCUCGGCAGUGUGCGAAGUGCAAGCUCGGCAAGGGACUGGUCUUCCACGGAGUACGCAAGCCGUCCGCCCCCUCCCAGCGGAGGAAGGGUUACCUGGGCGGCGGUGGCAACGGCUACUGGGAUGACUCCGUCAGGGUGGCCCAGCUCAAGUCCGAGCUCGCGGCGGCUCGCAAGCGGCUGGCAGCUGUGCAGAGGCCGCCGCCUGGCGGGGAGGACGUGCAGAUGGAGCCCGCUGCGGACGGGGACGCCCCCGAGUCCGUUGCCAAGGACAGGCUGCGCGAGGUCGGCGACCUCAUCGGCAAGCUCAAGGGCAUCGCGGAGCCGUCGGUCGUUGCCACGCGCGACAAGCUGCUGGCGGAGCAGGCCGAGCUGCGGGCCAAGGUGGCGGAGUCUCGACCGCUCGGGCAGCGCUUGCGCGAGAUGGGGGCUCAGUUCACCAGGCAGCAGAAGCUGCGGGACGACCAGCAGACUAAGCUGGAAGGACUGCAGGCGCAGAUACGUGACUUGCAGGAGAAGGAGCGGAUCACUCGUGACAAGCUGGCGGCCAUCGACGCUAGCAUGGAGGAGCUGGACCAGGAGCGCAAGAAGCUUCAAGGGCAGGUUCCUACGCCAGGUGACAAGGCAUCGCUUGACGAGCCGAUCAAGGGGGUCGGCGCCACGAUCGAAGGCCUUGGUAUCUUGCUCCAGAGCCUGGGCGCCGAUCACCAGCUGUCGGGCAGCCUCACGGCGAGUUUUCAGGAGUUGCAGAGGUUGCAGGUGGAGGAGGCUGCGAAGCUGGCAGCCCAGAAGGCGCAGGCCGCUGCUGAGGCCGAGGCUAGUGCCAAUGUUGAGCAGGCCGAGCAGCAGGACACUGCAGCAGCCCCUCGCACACCACAGCCAGCAGUCUUCUCUGAUGACCCCGAGUUCAUGGAGGAGGUCGUCGCUGCUGGUGGCGAAAAGCACAGGCUGGAGGAGAUCUUCAUGCGAUGGGGCGCCAAGGCUGAGGGCGAGGCCUUGGCGAAGUUACAGAAUAAGGUACGAGCUGCUGGGUACCAUGGAAUAUGGGAGCCUGCCUUACCAGGGCAGGGAGCUGGCAGCAGAGGCGGGGUCGCGGUGUUGGCCCCGUUGCGGGUGGUCAUCACCAAACCCCCAGGCCUUGACAGUCACGUGCUUCAUGAUGGCAGGAUGAUGGCGGCCCACGUUCACGCCGGGGUGAAGGGCGGCUUUGUCAUGUUGUCGUGCUACUUCGUCGUCGACGUGAAGCUGUCGCCUGAGAAUCUAGCCAUGCUGUACAAGCUGUACCAGUACGUCAGGUCGCUGGAGGCGAUGGGCGUCCCGUGGAUUGUCGGAGGUGAUUUCAACAUGGAGGUGGGCGAGCUAGGCCCGUUGUCCUGGCUCCAGUCGGCCAAUGGGGUGGUGAUGGCGCCGAGGGAGCCAACGUGUCUUCAGAGCCUUCCUGGCCGCACCAUUGACAUGUUCAUGGUCUCCUGCCGUUUGCUACCUCGCGUUCGGCAACCGGUGGUGGUUGACGCGGAGACGUGGCCGCAUCUGCCCGUGACCAUGGAGCUCUCCGCCACGGCCUUCGACGCGAAGGUCAGGAGGCUAGUCGAGCCUCGCGGCAUUCGUAGCCCGCCUGCGUCGGGGUGUGCGAGGUUUCCCCCCGACUGGGACCCGAUCAUGGUGGUCAUCCAGAGCGCGACCGACAGCGAGGGCAUCACCAGGGCCUGGGACGUCGUGCUCAGCGGCAUCGAGUUUGAGCUGCAGGGCCGCUACGACCUUGUGAAUGAGGCGGCGGAGUACUCCACGGUGCCAGGCCCCCCGACCUUCGAGCUGGUGAGCUUUCACCCUGUGGUGAAAGGAGCCUGGAGCAGGAGGUCGGCUGCCACCCAGGCCUGGGCGCAGGCUGCGCGCUGGGCUCGUCACCUCAGGCGAGUUCGAGUGGCAUUGCAGAGUUUCGUGCUCCAGCUUGGUCCGCAGCAUGACUUCGAGCUCGGCAGCGUCGGCGUGGUGCAUGACGAUGGAGUGCCUGGCCUGGUCGAUGGUGCACCCCCUGCCGCGGAGGUCGUCGGAGUGGCUGGUCUCUCCUCCGAUGGUGGUUGGCCUCGGUCGAGAGCGCAGCGACACCAGCCCCUGCGUCGUGCAGGCGAGGACCCAUCGUGGGACGCCGUACACUCCAAGGCGGCGCGCCACCUGCUGGAGUGCGAGAAUUUCUUCCAGAGAAUUUGGCGGAGGAAGGGAGUCUGGCCGCACCUGGACGCCGAGGCCGUCGGUUUCUUCUCGCGUGGCAUGCUGGUCUUAGCGCAAGCAGACUUCGAGCAGCAGGUCGACCGCAUCCUGAAUAUCUCCUCUGAUGCAGAGGCCAAGCAUGAGAAGGCCGCGUCGCAGAGCUGGAGACAGUGGGCGCAGGCGGCUUUUGUGGCUGGCGCUAGGGGAGCUCACCGCUUCCUGAAGCCCAAGGCCCUCCAGGAGAUCGUGGACGGAGGUGUCGGGCAGGUCAACAUCGCGCCCAGGGCCAUGGAGCACCUCUCCCGCGGGGCGCUGACGGCCAUGGCGCGCCUCUUCGAGCAGUGUGAGUACCUGCUAUUGUGGCCAGUCCAGCCCAAGGACUUGGUGGAUGUUGUCGCGCUGUGUUGGGUUGGCAACGACCCGCGUGGAGUGCGGGAGAUGGCCACUGCUACUCGUGCGUUCUGCAGGGCUGUUAGGCCCCUCGGACUGGUGCUGCAAAUGGAUAAGUCUGGUCACCUCACGACGUCCAGGCGUACCAGCUACCACUUCCAGAAGUACGCCAGGCUGCUGAAGAUCUCUGGCAAGAGGCACAUGCGGUACCUUGGGCACGAUUUAGCUGGGUCAUCUGCCACCAGAGCCGUGCAGAAGGAUCGCCUGAAGUCCAUGCACGGCAAGAAGGCCAGCGUCCGUGCCUUGCAGAAGGGAGCAGGGCGACAGCGAGCGGCUCGGCUUUGGGCCACGGGUGCGUUGCCAUCCGUGGGGCACGGAGCCACGGUCAGCGGCAUCAGCGACAGGGAGCUGCAGCAGAUGAGGAGCAUGGCCGGCGUCUUCUGCGGCUACAGGGGGUCGGGCUCCCUGACGCUGUACCUGGCCGCGCAGAAGUGGAACUUCGACCCCAUUUUCCACGCUACCUGCAGCAUCGUGGGGCAGUACGCGGCGUGGGUGUGGGAUGGGCGUGUGACGCUCUCCCGCCUGCAGCGUGCCUGGAUGUGCUUGCGCGACUCCUGGGAUGUACGCGACACUCACGUCACUUGGGCCAGUGCACAGGGCCCGCUGUCGGCGAUGUGGUUGUCGCUCAGGAGAGUCAACUGGAACAUGGCCAGCUCCACUAUCUUGGUUGAUGAUGAGGGCCUGCACAUCAGUCUGUUGCAGUAUUGUCCCAGUGAGGUGCUGUUCUUCCAGCAUCGCAGCCUGGACCGUUGGCAGAGCCACCGCAUCCUCGACCAGCUUCCUGAGGCGCCCCCAGCCGAUGGUGCAGGCAGGCGGCAGCACGUGUGGCUUCGUGCGCUUCGGCUGGGCCACGCCUCUUUGGCGCCUGGGCACAGAGGGGCGCUGGCCAAGCUGCAGUCCAACGGCUUCUGGUCGCCGCAGCGCCGCAAGCAGGCUGGCUACAGCGACGAUGGCUCGUGCGAGUUCUGCGGGGAGGCCUACUGCGACCUCGAGCACGAGAUCUUUGGCUGCAAGGUCUUGCAUCAGCAGCAAGAGGACGAGGAGACGGAGCCGUACCCUGAGGACGUCGCCAGGAGGAGGAAGGACAUCCUGGAGGCAGCCCCGUGGCAGGACGGGGGCCAGGUGCAGGACUUCUCGGCCCUGGACGUGCUCUACGCGCUGCCCAUGAGGCCUGCCUUCAGGCCGCUGCCUGCACGCGCUCAGGCUGAGCGUGAGUGGGGGGCGAUCGGCCUGCCGUGGCCGUCGAAGCUGUACGGGGACGGUUCGUGUCUGGAAAGUGACUUCCCUGAGGAGCGGCGCUGCGGAUGGGCCGUUGUGGCCUUGACCCGAGACCUGUGGCCGUACAAAGCUCUGUUCGGGAGCCUGGGGGGCCCCAUCCAGUCGGUGCCGAGGGCCGAGCGGGUGGCUGGUCUCAAGGCCCUGCAAAGGGCCCAGAGGCCAGCCACGUACGUGACCGAUCAUUUGCAGCUGCAGGAGCCCCUGGAGCAUUUGUUCGGCAACAUGUGGGCGGAUGUUUUCGCCAGAGUGGCCGCGGCCGACUUCCUUGGAUCCACCUCCGUGGUCAAGGAGGUCGGGCCAGGACACCAGGUCCAGGCCUUAGAUCGUGUCCUGAUCUGUGUGAAGUGUGGGGCGCACGCUGUGCGCCCCAACCGGCUGUCGUUCGGCCUGUCUCGAGCGUGUAAGAGGGCUGGGACGGGGUCGGCUGGAGCUGGGAGUGGGGGGGACGGAGCCAUCGCAUGGAUGCUCGAGCAGGCUCGCAGGGGCCUGCAUCCCAAGACGGGCGUGCCCCUCGAGCCGCUUGUCUUCUCGGAGCUCGAGGAGCCUGCGAUGCCGCCGCAGGAGCCCGAGCCCGAGGCACAAGGAUGA
Molecule: messenger RNA, 4617 nt
Organism: Prorocentrum cordatum
Lineage: Eukaryota; Dinophyceae; Prorocentrales; Prorocentraceae
Source: the annotation of a GenBank genome assembly